CAAGUGGUUUUCCAUUUGUUAAUUAAUAUUUAAUUUAAAAUAAUUCCAUUUAGUCAGUGUCACGCUCCCAGGUGGACGUCGGAGUCGGGACGAUGGCGUGGGAGUCCGGAUGGCAAGUCCGGUCGCGGUCGCGACGUGGGAGCCCAGCAGCAGCAGCAGCUCAUCAUCGUCGAAGCAUGAAGUCCAACAAGCCGCUGCCCAGAAAUUUCUCCGCCCCCCAGAACUUGAACGCGACGUGUCUGAUCGGGAUGCUCUGCCUGGCUAUGGCCGCCGACCUUACCGAUCCCGACAAGAAGGAGAUCGCGAUGAAGCUCGUCUCUAGCUUCGAGAAUUCUUCCCUGGACUGGCGCGCGCAGUUCAAAUACAUCGAGGACAUCGGCGACGGGCGCGGGUACACCGCCGGGAUCAUCGGAUUCACGACCAGGACGGGGGAUCUGCUGGAGGUGGUGCGUCGGUAUACCGACCUGAAACCGGACAACGUGCUGGCCAAGUACAUCGGCGCGCUUGAGAGCGUGCUCGGCAGCGACUCGCACGAGGGUCUGGAUCCCGGCUUCGUGGACGACUGGAAGGCCGCCGCCGAGGACGCGGAGCUCCAGCGCGCGCAGGAGGAGGAACGGGACGGCGUCUACUUCGAUCCCGCCGUCAAUCAGGCGAAAUCCGACGGUCUGCGCGCGCUGGGCCAGUUCAUCUACUACGACGCGAUAGUGAUGCACGGCGGCGGCGACGAUGAGAACAGCUUCGGAUCCAUUCGCGCCAAGGCGCGCCAAACGGCGUCUCCGCCGGCGGAGGGCGGGGAGGAGACCGCUUACCUCCAUGUCUUUCUCGAUGCGCGCGUAGAGGCGAUGAAAAAAGAGCAGGCGCACUCGGACACCUCGCGCGUAGACACCGCGCAGCGCGUCUUUCUCAAUAAUGGCAAUCUAGAUCUGAACCUGCCGCUGGAAUGGCAUGUGUAUGGAGAUUACUACCAAAUACCGAAUUGAUUAAAACAUAGUAGUAUUAUGGUAAAUUAUAUAUAUUAAAAAAGAGAUGAGGGAAAAAAAGAAAAAAAAAGUAACUCUGGGGAUGUCGAAGAGCUUCCAGGAGGCCGGGCGGGAGUUACCAUCAUGGUGGUUAGUUGUAGAUUACUCGUCUGAGGAGCAAGUCGAUUAAUGAAUGGAUGAAUGAAUGAAUGAAUGAAUGAAGCAAAUCAAUCAAUUAAUCGAUCAAAAUCUGUCAAUCUUUUAAUCAAUCAAUCGGUCAAUCAAUUGGUCAAUCAAUCAGUUGAACACUCAAAGACUCCAUCCAAUCAAUCAAUCAAUCGAUCAAUCAAUCAAUCAAUCAAUCAAUCGAUCGAUCAAUCAAUCAAUCAAAAAUCAAUCAAUCGAUCAAUCAAUCAAUCAAUCAAUCAAUCAAUGGUGGUUAGUUGUAGAUGACUCGUCUGAGGAGGACGUCAAUGAAUGAAUGAAUGAAUGAAUGAAGCAAAUCAAUCAGUCAAUCAAUCAAUUAAUCGAUCAGUCGAUAGAUCAAUCGGUCAAUAUGUUAAUCAAUCAAUCAAUCGGUCAAUCUAUCAAUUGAACACUCGAAGACUCCAUCAAAUCAAUCAAUCAAUCGAUUGAUGGAUCAAUCAAUCAAUCAAUCGAUCGAUCAAUCAAUCAAUCAAUCAAUCAAUCAAUCAAUCAAUCAAUCGAUUAUUCAAUCGAUUCAAUCCGUGUCGUAGUUUUGCACAAAGGGGUUGUUAACGUUAUAAUGAUCUAAUCGUCUAUAGACUGAAACUUCGAUUGAUUAGUCAGCUCCAUGUGACCAAUCAAUCAAUCAAUCAAUCAAUCAAUUAGCUCGGUUGCUCUGCACCGAUGGAUAUGAAUCUAUCGAUCACGCGGAAUGAACCGAUGGAUAUGAAACUCGAUUGAUGAGAUGGUUGGUGGACGACUCGCCUUGCGGAGAUACACUGUCAAGCAAAUGACGUUUUUGUGAUGUAUCUGACCGCCUUUCCGGCCAGAUUCAGUUCCGAAAAAACUCAAAGACGGAGGAUCGAAACUCGGUUGAUGAUGCAGUUGGUGGGCGACUCGCGGGUCAAACAAAUGAUGUUUUUGUGAUGUAUCUGACUGUCUUUCCGGCCAGAUUCAGUUCCCAAAAAAAGGAAAGACGGAGGAUCGAAACUCGGUUGAUGUCAACUUGAUGAUGCAGUUGGUGGGCGACUCGCCUCGCGGAGAUAUACGCACGUCAAGCAGAUGACGUUUCUUCUUCGAUGUAUCUUACCAGCAUUUCCGGCGAGAUUCAGUUCCAAAAACGUCUGUACAAAUGAAUUAUUUGUGUCUCG
Chara braunii is the source of this 2296-nucleotide messenger RNA. Lineage: Eukaryota; Viridiplantae; Streptophyta; Charophyceae; Charales; Characeae. The record is from the annotation of a GenBank genome assembly.